Nannospalax galili (Upper Galilee mountains blind mole rat) is the source of this 2113-nucleotide messenger RNA. It is a transcript of the gene Tmem259, whose product is annotated as transmembrane protein 259. The transcript is spliced from 10 exons. Gene Ontology annotation, biological process: response to endoplasmic reticulum stress; positive regulation of ERAD pathway. Bases 169 to 1881 code for a protein of 570 amino acids. The record is from RefSeq and is a predicted model, not a curated record. Gene Ontology annotation, cellular component: endoplasmic reticulum. Lineage: Eukaryota; Metazoa; Chordata; Mammalia; Rodentia; Spalacidae.
CGUGCCCUGCGCGCACGCGCGGCGCUCUGUCCCGGUGCUCUCGCGGGCAUCGCGGCCCAGUCCCGACUCUAUCGGACGCUCAGGCGGUGGCGGCUGGAGGCGGCCGGGGAUCCGGUGUCGGGACGCGGCGGGGAUAGCCGGCGGCCGCCGGCGUUACUCGGGGUGGCGAUGUCGGAGCACGCGGCGGCCCCGGGGCCUGGGCCCAACGGUGGUGCCGGCGGCGUGGCGCCCGUGCGCGGCCCGCGCGGACCCAACCUCAACCCCAACCCGCUCAUCAACGUGCGCGACCGGCUCUUCCAUGCACUCUUCUUCAAGAUGGCCGUUACCUACUCGCGCCUCUUUCCGCCUGCCUUUCGCCGCCUCUUCGAGUUCUUCGUGCUGCUCAAGGCUCUGUUCGUGCUCUUUGUGCUGGCCUACAUCCAUAUGGUCUUCUCCCGUUCUCCCAUCAACUGCCUGGAGCACGUGCGUGAGCGUUGGCCCCGAGAGGGUGUAUUGCGUGUAGAGGUGCGCCACAACUCCAGCCGAGCUCCGGUGAUGCUGCAGUUCUGUGAUGGCCGAGGAGGCCUUGGCCUGGAGCUGGAGCCAGGUGGUCUGGAGCUGGAUGAGGAGGAGGAACUAACAGUGGACAUGUUCGCCAACAACUCAGUCCAGUUUGAGCUGGACAUUGAGCCCAAGGUGUUCAAGCCGCCAGCUGAGUCCCUGAAUGACAGCCACGAGUUCCCAUUCUCAGAGACACCAGCAAAAGCAUGGCCACAGGAUGAGUACAUCGUAGAGUACUCCCUGGAGUAUGGCUUCCUGCGCCUGUCGCAGGCCACACGCCAGCGCCUCAGCAUCCCUGUCAUGGUGGUCACCCUGGACCCCACAAGGGACCAGUGCUUCGGAGACCGCUUUAGCCGGCUGCUGCUUGACGAGUUUCUGGGCUACGACGACAUCCUCAUGUCCAGUGUGAAGGGCCUGGCGGAGAACGAAGAGAAUAAGGGCUUUCUCCGCAACGUGGUGUCUGGGGAGCACUACCGCUUCGUCAGCAUGUGGAUGGCGCGCACCUCCUACUUGGCGGCCUUUGUCAUCAUGGUCAUCUUUACCCUCAGCGUGUCCAUGCUGCUGCGCUACUCGCACCACCAGAUCUUCGUCUUUAUUGGUGAGUGGCGUCCGGCCUGGGGGAGGGCGGCUGCGUCCCCAGCCCCUCACGGGCCCCGCCCUGUGCCCGCAGUGGACCUGCUGCAGAUGCUGGAGAUGAACAUGGCCAUCGCCUUCCCCGCAGCACCCCUGCUGACUGUCAUCCUGGCCCUCGUCGGGAUGGAGGCCAUCAUGUCCGAGUUUUUCAACGACACCACCACGGCCUUCUACAUCAUCCUCAUCGUGUGGCUGGCCGACCAGUACGACGCCAUCUGCUGCCACACCAACACCAGCAAGCGCCACUGGCUGAGGUUCUUCUACCUGUACCACUUCGCCUUCUAUGCCUACCACUACCGCUUCAAUGGCCAGUACAGCAGCCUGGCACUCGUCACCUCCUGGCUCUUCAUCCAGCACUCCAUGAUCUACUUCUUCCACCACUAUGAGCUGCCCGCCAUCCUGCAGCAGAUCCGCAUCCAGGAGAUGCUACUGCAGACACCACAGCUGGGCGCGGGCCCGCCGUCUGCGCUGCCAGAUGAGCUCAACAACAACGCGGGCUCCAGCCCUCCACUCGGGCCCUCGGGCUCAGCCUCGGAUGCCCCGGGAGCAGCAGGCGCAGCUGGCGAGCUGGGCUGGGUGGCCGAGACAGCCGCCAUCAUUUCAGACGCCACCUUCCUGUCGGGGCUCAGCGCGUCGCUGCUGGACCGGCCGCCCGGCACCACCGACACUGCAGCCCCGCAGGACCAGGACGCACCCGCCGGCUCCUGAGCGCCAGACCCAGAGCAGCUGGGCCGGAUGGAAGGUUCUGGAAGGGCCGCGCCGGGCUGGGUGCAGUGCACAGGCGCGGCCGCCUGGUGCUCCCCAGUGCCUUCCCAGCGGCGUCCACCGCACGGACAGCGGCGCCGGACUCGGUCAGGACGCAGGCGCCCGAGCCACGCUAUUUAAUUGCAGUGUACAGAGUGUAAAUAGAAUAAACGUGCUCAGCACGAGUGUGGGGUAA